CAGCCGUGCCCGGACUCUAACAAUACACUUAUAUUGCACAAGUGUAAAUCGUAAUCGUAUCUGUGACCUAACGGAAUUCCUACCGUAAUCAUCAAUUCAAACCGACAUCGUGGCAACAAAAGAUGUAUUAUCUUCAGAUAACGUUACUUUGGUUAAUAAUAGCCAAUGUGAUAUGCGACUUACCACCGGGGACAAGACGUAAUACUUAUCUACCGCCUGAAUCAACGAAAGGUUAUUCAUACGAGAAGCCACCGAUACCAUUUCCAAAAGUUACAUCCUUCCCUUCUCGUCCAACGCCAACAUUUCCUGGCCCAACUAGGCCCACUCCUCCUUUUAAUACGAUACCGACGAGACCUAACGUCCCUCCGACACCAAGUAGACCAUAUCCUACUCCUGAAACUAAACCACCAGGAAGAUAUCCUACGAGACCACCAAAUGGAUAUCCACCUCCAGGACCAAGACCGACUCCAAUAUUUCCGGACACGAAUAAUGGAAACACAGUAGGUCCUGGACACGAUCAUCAUCACCACGAGCCUGGUAUGCCCUUUGAUUUUAACUAUGCAGUAAAGGAGGAUGCCUUCGGGAACGACUAUUCUCACAAUGCCAUCAGUGACGGGGAUAUCGUACGCGGUGAAUAUCGCGUCCAACUUCCGGAUGGCAGAAUGCAAAUUGUACGAUACACGGCCGAUUGGAAACAUGGUUUUAGCGCACAGGUCUCCUACGACGGAGCCUCGCGUAAUUUCAAUAGAGGCUACUAGCAUUUAGCGUUUUUUUUUCACAGGGAUAUCUACGAUUAUUCCAUGUCAACGCCGUUUCUAAAUAUUUUCCAAAUAUUUUACGAGUAUCUAAAGUUAGCAUUGCGAAAGAGAGAGAGAGAGAGAGAGAAAGAUAAUGGUCCGAAUUAAUCUUUUUUCUUUUUAUUACUUUUUUUUCUCUCUCUUAAUUAAAACACGAAUUUAUUAUAACACCCCAUUUUUAUUGUAAGUUCAAAACAAAUGUUUAGUUAUGUUAACUUAUUGCAACCCUAUGCGGCCACAUUUCAUUUAAUCGCCCCCCAAAGAUAAUACUCGAUUAUUCGU
Polistes canadensis is the source of this 1079-nucleotide messenger RNA. RefSeq names its product leucine-rich repeat extensin-like protein 5. Lineage: Eukaryota; Metazoa; Arthropoda; Insecta; Hymenoptera; Vespidae. The record is from RefSeq and is a predicted model, not a curated record. Gene Ontology annotation, cellular component: extracellular matrix. The transcript has 4 exons. Bases 123 to 758 code for a protein of 211 amino acids.